AAGGCUGCAUUUCUCACCUCAACCAUCCCCUUUUCUCACCCUGGCUGCUCCGUGUUGAUUACGGCUAAAGCGUUGGAGAGAAAGAGACUCUCUACGACUCUGCUUGGCGCAGACUAGGUCUCAACAUGGCGGCACCACAAUCGCAACCAGCUGCGCGCAGCGGCAUGUCGCUAUAUGCAAACCUGCUUGAUUCAGGCGAGAAUGACGACUCUGCCUCGCGCGAUUCGUCGCUGCUUAAAGAUGAGGGCAAGGACGACGGGCCAGCGAAGAAGCCCAUAGAUCCUGCUCUCCGGUUCCAACCCAUCCGGCGGCCGCAAGCCAAGCAACCCAACAAGCCGAAGCCAACCUUCCCCAAGGCGCCUCCCGCUAUCCCUGCCCCGGCACCCGCACAACCUCGCAGCACUCUCGCCGACUGGGCCGCUACCGAAGAGGAUGAGUAUCUCUACGCUGCAGGCGAGAAGCGGCAGCGCGGCGGGCGCAGGAAGAAAAAGAAGAAGGGCAAAGACGACCCUAUUGAGACCAACUGGGACGAGAUAUACGACCCGGCACGGCCCACGAACGUGGAAGAGUACCUUCACAGCGAGGAGCGCAUACAGGAGGUGCAGGAGUGGAAAGCAGCCCUGUACGCCCACCGCCGGCAGCGGAGGAGAUCUAGCUACGGCAGCGACACACGCAGCGACGAGGAAGAGGAGAGAGGGCGGCCAAGGAACCAAUUCGCCCAUCCAGCGUCCCUCAAUUUCGCGCCGCCGCCUCUCUCACCACCACCCCGCGCGCCGGCCGUGCCUGUCCCAGACGACGCAACCGGCGACGAUGCAUAUGCCCGCCGCAUGGCAUUGUCAGGCAUGGCACCAGCUCCAGCACCAGAACCAGCAGCAUCACCCAGCCCGCCACCCCCGCCUCCACCCCCGCCGCCGCCCCCUCCCCCUGACUCCGGACCAGCACCUCGCCCCACACAAGGAGACACCCCAGGCGUGACCAUCUCCCGCGCACCGGUCCGCUACGAACAGCAACAACCCGCAGAACCACCCGGCCCAAUGGAUCUCGACAACAACGUCGAGGCCGACGACGAUGAAGACGACGACGACGACGACGAAGUAGAUUACUCCUCCAUCCCGCUCGCCCCGGCCUCUUCCACCACCAACAACCCCUCCGAAGGAGGCCCUCCACAGCAAGACGAAGACGGCAACGGCAACAGACGACCCGGCAAACCGGGCUUCGCUGCACGUCUUAUGGCCAAGUACGGAUGGACCAAAGGCUCUGGGCUCGGCGCAUCCUCGUCCGGGAUUACCUCCGCUCUCCGUGUUCAGGUUGACAAAACCAAAAAACGCCGUCGCCGGCCCGACGCCGAGGGCGGGGGGUUCGUGGACCCGCCGCCGCCGGCCGGCGGGCGCGUCGGGCGCAUCAUUGCACCCAAGCAGCUGACCAAGGGGUCCGCAACGGGUGGUGGAGGGGAUGGGGAAGAGAAUAAUAAUGAGGGGUUUGGCAAGACCAGCCAGGUGAUUGUUCUCCGCCACAUGCUGGAUAACAUGCCCGACCUGGAGGCUGAGAUCGAGGCUGGCCUGGGCCAGGAGAUUGGCGAGGAGUGCGGGGACCGGUAUGGGCGGGUUGAGAGGCUGUUUAUUGAUGUUGCGGGAAGAAGGGUGUUUAUCAAGUUUACUGACGGGGUUUCGGCUUUACGGGCCGUGAACGCGCUGGAAGGGAGGAUCUUCAACGGCAACGCCAUCGCGGCGAGGUUCUAUGACGCCGACAAGUUUGAGGAGGGGAUCUAUGAUGCGUGA
This is a messenger RNA of Canariomyces notabilis, 1778 nucleotides long. RefSeq lists its product as uncharacterized. Lineage: Eukaryota; Fungi; Ascomycota; Sordariomycetes; Sordariales; Chaetomiaceae. The transcript is spliced from 4 exons. Gene Ontology annotation, molecular function: nucleic acid binding. The record is from RefSeq and is a predicted model, not a curated record. Gene Ontology annotation, cellular component: precatalytic spliceosome. Bases 126 to 1778 code for a protein of 550 amino acids. Gene Ontology annotation, biological process: mRNA cis splicing, via spliceosome.